UAACUAAUUUUCCGUUUGGUUCCACAGAAAGAAACUAAAGCAAAAUUUAGAAAACCAAUUAUAAUAAACCAAAACUAUGGGUUUGAAGCCUGUUUAUGAUUCACUUAUGUAUAUUCUUAAUGCUUCUUUCAUUGUUUAUUCAUAUAUGUAUCUAUGCAUUUGUAUUUCAGUUGUUAUUAUGACUUACUCUUGCUAGUUCUGUGUGAAAAUUGUCGUGUGGUUACAAUGCACACCAACUGUUCGAUGAAAAGAACUUCUAUAACAACACUAGGAUACAUGCAUGCAUGAUAUAAUUGAAUGGAAGUACGGUAUAUUGGAAAAUAGAAUUCCUUUUUAUAAAAAAAAACCCUUUUGAAAGUAAUCAAAUCCUAAUCCCUGGAUACGAUAAAUGCUCUGAGUUAUCAAGGGUAAAAGCAGCAGCAUUCUUGUUGAAAAUGGACUCUGCGUCUGUGUGGUUGUGCUCUGAUUGAGAUUGGUAGAGGGUGUUUUCUGCAGCCAUGUCUGCGACCAAGAUUCGGACAAGUUGCUUCUCUCCCAACUUUGUAGCUGCAAACUCACCUCAAAUCCCUGGACUCAAGCGUGGUCCUAAUGGCACUUUACACAUUUCAUCUGGGAUACUGGAACUUGACAAGAUUUUAGGUGGUGGGCUUUCCCUAGGAAGCCUAGUCACGGUGAUGGAAGAUGCAGAAGUAUCUCAUCAUAUGCUUUUGAUUAGAAAUUUUAUGUCUCAAGGACUCGUUCACAACCAACCCCUUCUCUGUGCAAGCCCAUCCAAGGACCCAAGACAGUUUCUCGGUACUUUGCCUUGUCCAGCUUUACCCAAAGAUGAUAAGUCUAGUCAUCGAGAUCCUGAUCAGGAGAAAGGGUUGAGAAUAGCUUGGCAAUAUAAGAAGUAUUUUUGGGAAAAUCAGCAGAGUUUUGAUAGUCAAGAAAACAUGAGUUCUGCAACGAAUUUGAUUUUGGGAAGCCCUUGGAGAGGUAAUUUCUAAGCAGGACGUGUAUUGAUUGGUUUAGCAUUCAAGAGUCUCCAAAUCUUGUUGCCCUUCAUGACCAUUGCGCCACAUUUUAAUCUCAAUUUCCAAGCUUGUGCGAGGAAAUGAAACAAUUACAUUUAACCUUUUAUUUCUAAGAACUGUUUAUAACCUCUUUGAUCUUAAAAAAUCAAAUGAGAUU
Molecule: messenger RNA, 1173 nt
Organism: Prunus dulcis (almond)
Lineage: Eukaryota; Viridiplantae; Streptophyta; Magnoliopsida; Rosales; Rosaceae
Product: elongator complex protein 4-like
Exons: 7
Coding region: 498-989 (163 amino acids)
Biological process (GO): tRNA wobble uridine modification
Cellular component (GO): elongator holoenzyme complex; cytoplasm; transcription elongation factor complex
Source: RefSeq, a predicted model, not a curated record